GAUGUGGUCUUCACUUGAGAGUUGAAAGACAUGGGUACGGUGGCUCCAAGAGUUGAAAGCUUGGCGAGCAGCGGGAUAAAGUGUAUCCCGAAGGAAUACGUGAGGCCUCAAGAAGAGCUCAAGAGCAUAGGGAACGUGUUUGAGGAGGAAAAGAAGGAAGGGCUACAGGUUCCGACAAUUGACUUGAGAGAGAUAGAUUCGGAGGACGAGGUUGUUCGAGGGAAAUGUCGUGAGAAGCUGAAGAAAGCGGCGGAGGAGUGGGGUGUGAUGCACUUGGUGAACCAUGGGAUCCCCGAUGAGCUGAUAGAGCGGGUGAAGAAAGCAGGGGAAACGUUCUUUGGUCUGGCGGUUGAGGAAAAGGAGAAGUACGCGAAUGAUUUGGAGUCUGGCAAGAUUCAAGGCUAUGGAAGCAAGCUGGCCAACAAUGCCAGUGGCCAACUCGAGUGGGAAGAUUACUUCUUCCACCUUGCUUUCCCUGAGGACAAGCGUGACCUCUCCUUCUGGCCAAAGAAACCCGCUGAUUAUAUUGAGGUCACAAGCGAGUAUGCAAAGCGACUGAGGGGGCUUGCGACCAAGAUAUUGGAGGCACUCUCUAUUGGAUUGGGGUUGGAAGGAUGGAGGUUGGAGAAGGAAGUUGGUGGGAUGGAAGAGCUUCUACUUCAAUUGAAGAUCAACUACUACCCUAUUUGUCCCCAGCCAGAACUUGCUCUGGGAGUUGAAGCCCACACUGAUGUGAGUUCACUCACUUUCCUCCUUCACAACAUGGUGCCAGGUCUGCAGCUAUUCUACGAAGGCCAAUGGGUCACAGCAAAAUGUGUCCCCGAUUCCAUUCUCAUGCACAUUGGUGACACCAUUGAGAUCCUGAGCAACGGCAAGUACAAGAGCAUUCUUCAUAGGGGGUUGGUGAACAAGGAAAAGGUUAGAAUAUCGUGGGCAGUGUUCUGUGAACCCCCCAAGGAGAAGAUCAUCCUGCAGCCACUUGCCGAGCUUGUCACUGAGACAGAGCCAGCACGCUUUCCACCUCGCACUUUUGCUCAGCAUAUUCACCACAAACUAUUCAGAAAGGAUCAGGAAGGUCUCCCAAAUUGAUCACUGCAGGCAUCACAUUUGUAUUUGUUUGCUUGUCUUAUGAAUUACUUCUUAGUUCUUAUGGGUUGUACUAAUAAACUAGGCCUUGCAUGUCGGUGUGGCCUCAUCAAUCAUCAUGCUAAGUUUGUUUUAUCCUUUAUUAAAUACUAUUGAUAUUAUUCUUGUUUGAGUUUGUUUCUCGAUUUGAUUAACAUGGGCGUUCAUGAUUAUUAUCCAAAUCAA
Messenger RNA from Glycine soja, 1311 nucleotides. Its product is annotated as leucoanthocyanidin dioxygenase-like. Bases 31 to 1089 code for a protein of 352 amino acids. The record is from RefSeq and is a predicted model, not a curated record. The transcript has 2 exons. Lineage: Eukaryota; Viridiplantae; Streptophyta; Magnoliopsida; Fabales; Fabaceae.